This is a messenger RNA of Vitrella brassicaformis, 3151 nucleotides long. The record is from the annotation of a GenBank genome assembly. NCBI's taxonomy places the organism in Eukaryota, Vitrellaceae.
GCAGCAGAAUGGCGCCUGCAGCCCUUCUCCUCUUCGCUAUACCCCUUUCCACUGCAUACAGAUCAGAACACGCAUCGAGAUCUCUCAUUUCGAGGUCUGCAUUCCUUCCCUCUUUCAGCCUAUCUGCAGCUGGCCACUCACGCAAUGCCGCCCGGCCGCAUCGUCUUGGCGCAGCGCCAUCAGGCGGCCCCUCUACAGUAACAGCGGUGCUUGACGAAGUCAAGCCCAAGGAGCCCAAGGAGCCUGAGCCUGAGUUCGAGGUGGCCGAGGCGGCAGGCAAGAGGAUGCCCGAAGUGCUGCAGGUGAGUGAUGAGUGAGUGAGUCCAGCGGAAAGUUUACUUUGUCGUCAUCUUCUCCUUGUCGUCCUUUUGGCUUGAUGGAUGUUGCAGGAGGAGAAGCCUGCGACGAUAGAGCUGAGGCGGGUCAAGACUGCUGACCCGACCGUAUUCACGCCCGACACAACCGGUGAGAAAUGCACCCACCCACCAGAGCCCUCCCUCCAUCUUGAUGCAUUGUCAUGCCUGCCCACGCCACGUACAGAGAGCAUGCGCGGCAAGCUCUACGCAGCCUCGGCCAUAGGCGGCAGUGCAGGCCUUCUCGCUGGCUCUAUUGCAGGCGGCGAGCAAGCCCCCGUGCUUGCCCUGGUGUUCGCGGCUGUGGCAACCAUUGAGGCGACACGCAACACGGGUGCGGGAGGAAAGUUGCGGGAGGCUGGCGGGGCAGUUGUCAGCGCCAUCGAUGCGGUGAGGCAGCAGGUGACCAGCAGGGGGUAUGACGAGGGCCUCCUCGGCGCCGGCAAGUCGUUCUUUUUGUGGCUGGAUGAGUAUUUGAAGAAGAACGAUAUCGACACCAGCUUCACCAAACAACUCAUCAAACGUACGGCCUGCAGAAUGGGAAUCAAUGUAUGUCAUUCAUCGACGAGCGUGUAUUGUAUGUUCCUUGCUCGUUGCGUGAUGCACAUCAUCAGGGCAGGGCGAGCUCCUCAACGAUUACCUGUUCUCUCCCACACACAAGGCCUUCACGGCAAUUUCCGAGGCCGCUGUGGCACGUGUCGGCCCGACAGACCCAGCACGCUACUACCGCAGCUCUUUCCCGCCAUUCUAUGAGCGAGUGACCGUGUUGCGGACCAUGGGUGAUGGGGUGCACUUUCUCGAGCAGCCGCUGCUCAUCGGCGGCGUCAGCUUUGGGCUGAGGUCUGUCGUCAUCGAACUGAAUUGUAAAGAUACAUACACGUGUGUGUGAGAGCAGUGGAGGGAGGCACUCAUGGGGUGUUGUUUGAUGGCUGUGUGUCGUGUGUGUGUGUUGUGCAGCGUCGAGAGACCUGAUGGUGAUCAAUCCCGUGGCCCCGACGCGGGAGCUGAUCAAGCUGGUCAACAGCUUGAGGGGCACGGUCAAAGCGAUAGUGGUGCCCAACACGUCGCCAGAGCACCAGCCCUAUGUGCAGGAGUUCCUCGACAGAUGCCCUGGCGCAAAGGUAAUGAACAAACUCACCAGUGCUGCACCACUGCGGGCACGUGACGUACUGCGUGUGUGGUGGUCAUCAGGUGUAUGCGUCGAGGCUGCCGCGUGACGACAGUUACCGUGUGGAUGAGCUGCUGUCAGAGGAGGCACCACCGAUGUGGAAAGGCGUCAUCGAGCAGGCCGUGUUGGACGGCAGUGCAAGCUUCAGGGAGGUGGUUUUCUUCCACAAGCCAUCCAAGUAGGAUUGGGGUAGCAAUGGAUGCAUCCAUCGAUGCCAUCGACGUCUCCGAUCGAUGUGUGUACGUUGUGGAUUGCAAUGGUGAUGGUAUGUAUGGUCGCCAGGUCGUUGAUCGUGACAGAUUUCUGCGCCAUGGUUGACGACGCCUACAUCGCUGAACAAAACUACGUCGACAGCGUCGUCACCGAAAACACCGCCAUGAUACUUGGUAACCCAGCCACCCCAGCCACACCAACCAACACAUCCCACUGGCGCACACACAGAGGCACACGUCUCUCUCCUCUCUCUGUGUGCCUUUCUGCUGAAAGGUCUGUACAACCAGACGGGCCUUCUGGUCGACCGAGUGCUGACCAGCUACCCCCUCCGCAACAAAGGAUUCAUCCAGAGGCUCCUCUCAUGGCCAUUCGCGCGCAUCGUCCCAGCUCAUGGCGUCGCGCCCAUCAAGGGCGACGCAUCCUAUGUCAGAUCGCUGCUGCAGCAGUGCGGCGCUGUUGACGGCGGCGACAGGCGGCCGUCCGGUGUGUCGUCGUCCAUCAAUGUGGAUGUGGAGCCGCUGAAGGACGCCGUACAGAGGUCCAUAUUUGGGAAGGAGGAGGGCCGGAAGACAGAGAAGGACAAGAAUGUGACGAAGGCAGGGAAGAAGGAAGAGCCGGUCGUCAAGGCGGCCAAGUGACGAUGAUUGGGGGGGUGAAAGAUCAUUUUCGGAGUGACUACGUGUGUGUGUGAGAGUUUUUUGCCCAAUGGUGAUGGCAGGGCUCGGCGAAAGGGUCGUGUGAUCGAUUGCAUUGCGUGCGUGUCUCUUUGUCUCUGCCUGUGCUGUGCUGUGCUGUGCUGACCUGUGCUCUCCAUGCCAUGCCAUGGAUGGCUUCUUGACGUGUGCUUACACACCGGUGCGUCUUUCUGCGUACAUGCAUGUACUGCCUUUAUCCACUCGUCUCGUCUCAUCUGCCUGCCUGUGUGUGAGGGAUUCUGCACCUUACUACCUUUUGGCGAGAGGGAUUCUGACCAUCAAUCACCACUGAGAGAUGCGAGAGGGGGGGCCAUAGUGACAGACAUGUCAUGGAUGAUCGCUGUGCAUGUGCCAUAUGACGAUACGAUCGAUGAGACUCUCGGCGUUGUCGUCUUUUUGGUAACACAACACACUUUCUGAUUCGGCCAAACUGACUGAUUGACGUGACCGACACUGUACAGGCCAACGUGUGAAGGGAACAGACACACAGGUACAUGCAUUGCAUAUCUGUCUGUCUGUCUCCCUCAUAGACGGUCAUGCCAUGCAGACGAGACGAGCCCACGACCCAACCCCAUACGACGCGCACGACACGAGUACAUGGGCAUGACAUGGGUCCAGUCCACAAUGAAUGCAGUGAUUGAUUGAUUGAUACAUGAAUCAAGGUAUGUAUUGCCGGCCGGGCUCGGCUCGAGGGACCUUUCUCCCCUCUAGGUUGAUUACCU